UCUGUUGUGAAAUAUAGUAUAUUCCUAAAUUAAAAUUGCGGUCACGCUCGCUCCAAAAUAGAAAACAAACAAAAAAUGAGCAAUAAAUCAACAUUAUUUCCUAUAAACCUCGAUAAACUGUCCGCCAAAGAACGUCACAACUAUAUUCUUAGUCAUUUUGUGCUGCCCACAGCAGCUGAAACUGAAUCACGUAAACACAAGCGAGAUAUUGACGUUAUACGGGAGAACCAUCGAUUUCUCUGGAAUGAAGAGGACGAAGACAUUGACACAUUAACCUGGGAGCAGCGACUGGCAUUACGCUAUUAUCGUAAGCUCUUCAAAGAAUACUGCAUUGCGGACCUCACUCGCUACAAGGAGAAUAAAAUUGCCUUGCGUUGGCGCACCGAACAGGAAGUUGUCACAGGUUUGGGACAAUUCCAAUGCGGCAGUCGACAUUGUGGAGAGCGCGAAGGUUUGCGCAGCUGGGAAGUUAACUUCAAAUACCUUGAAAAUGGGGCUCCUCAAAAUGCAUUAGUGAAGGUACGUCUGUGUCCAAUACAUACGGAGCAACUAAACUAUCGUACAAAGAAAAAAGAACACAAGCGCCAACGACGACGGGAGAGGGAAGAACGUAGAUCCGAAAGAAAGCACAAAAAGCGAAAGUUAAAUGAAGAUGACGUGUCGAGCAAAGAACUGGAAGAGCAACAAACGCAACUCUCAGAAGAUGCCUCAAAUGAUGAUGAGCCAACUGUAGCCUCGAAAAACAGCCAAGAAGUUGCAGAUGAUCAAAUCUGGAGUAAGCAACUGGAUAUGAGCAAAGAGCAGCCAUCGCGAGAACAGGAAUUCGAGCGUUAUCUGGAAGAUUUGCUAAUGUAAUUGAAAGAGUACGCUUUGGUUUUGGAAAGAAGAACUGUUGUAAACACAAUAGCACUUUUAUAUAUUUAUUAUUUGGAGCUUUUGCUCUUCUCUAAGCUAUAGCUGAAGGAUGGCACAUCACUUCAGACCAAUCCCGCAUUGACCUUUCCUUGUCUUGUACAUAAUAAGUAUAGAUACAUACAAACAUUUACAUUCAUACAAUACACAAAAGUUUAAAGUUAAAUACCAACACCAAAAAAAAGUAGAGUUAAACUGGACAUUGUAAGGCUGUGUGACGUUUGUGUUUUAGAAACAGUUACGAAUACGAUUGGACUCUCGCUAGUUAAAAACUAAAUGUGUAGCAUCAUUUAUUGACUUUUUUUAGUUCGUUGCUGUGUUGUGCUAUAGUAAUUCCUUCUCAUCCUAUUAUUGUUGG
Drosophila nasuta is the source of this 1270-nucleotide messenger RNA. RefSeq names its product protein FRA10AC1. Gene Ontology annotation, biological process: dephosphorylation. Gene Ontology annotation, molecular function: phosphatase activity. The record is from RefSeq and is a predicted model, not a curated record. Lineage: Eukaryota; Metazoa; Arthropoda; Insecta; Diptera; Drosophilidae. Bases 76 to 855 code for a protein of 259 amino acids. The transcript is spliced from 2 exons.